AUGCCGCCGAAGGCCAUGAAACGCCCGGCUUGCGACAAGAAACCAGCUGCCAGCAGCGCGGCCUUGCCCAGUCACCCGCAGGGCAAGGACGACCUUGAAGAGAUUCCGAAGGCAGCCGACGAAGGAAGCACGUACGGUGCUGCACAGAGAUUCGUCCGCAGUCUUUGGGAGCAAGGGCUGACUGAGAAGCAGGUGAGGGAACAGCUUCCAGGGCCGGAGAUGGAGAAAGAGGACGACCAAAGCCCCGAGAAUGCAGAGGAGGUGCGGGAAGUCCUGGCCGAGUGGGCCGCCGAUGAAGCGCGUGCUGAUGAAGCAAUUGGCCGCCCGCUGGUGUUUCAUGGAGAAGCGGGCCUCCCGCGCCUGCGUGGCAAGCAGCCGCCCAUCCGAGGUUGGGAGCAUGUGCCUAUUCCAGAUUGGGCACAUCGAGCACAGCAAGAGCAGAGCGGCCACGAAGAGGAGACUGAGGACGCGGCCGUGGAAGAGGCCGCAGAGGCUGAUGCCGCCCCGGAAGAAGAGCCCGAACCGAAGCGGGCCCGGAAAGAUUCCAGAAUCUGCCCGGGCAAGUCUGCAGGAGAGCCUUGCGUGUUUUCGCGAGAGAAGAAAUCCAUUGGGCGCCCCGCCCGCCUGGCCAUGGGCAAGCAACGCUGUCAGUUCUGUGACGUGGCAGCGCUUGCAGCAGCCGCAGCAAACAAACAUGGCAAGCGGCACCUCACGGGCGCCUUGAGGACCUGGUCCGAAGCCGGGCGGCAAGACAUCGCAGACGCAGCCAUGGCACGCAUCCCGGAAGAAGCCAGCGGAUACUUUGAGCAAGCUUUGCAACGCCCAUCCCGAACAGCCCAAGGGAAAGCGGCACAAGCAAAGGCCAAAGCCGAAGCCAGGGACGCAGCCGUGCAGAAGACAUUGGAUCACCGCCAGUCCCUCGUGCAGGAACCGCGAGAAGAAGAGAGGCGGGUCUACCAAAGGAAAGUGGUGGAUGACAGCCGCAGGCUGCAGCGCAAGUUCGGCCCGCUUCUGCAGGCCCGCGAAGAAAAGGAUGACACUUGGAGAUCGCCUUUGGCAGCUCGGUUUGAGGAGUGGUGCCGCGAGCAUUCCUGGGUAGCCUGCCAGAAAUGCCACCGUUUGGUGGCAAAGCCCCUGCAUGAGAGCCACAUCAGCACCAAGCGCCCUCCAGCCCCCACCAUCCCGCAGUGCAAGCACUGCGCAGACGGAGUUGGGUACCCAACCGUGUCUCACACAGACAUCCCACAGGAGCUGCGCAACCUGUCCGCUGAUGCGCUCUGGGCACUUCGGCCGCUGGAGCCCGAUGUGGGCCAGAGAGUCGUUGCCAGGCACGGCUAUCCAGUUCACACCGACAUGAUCCGUUUUUGGUGGAGGCCCGCGCAGGUCGUAGACCAAUUGGAGCAACUGGAAAAUCCAGAGGACCGUGACGUUGCAAAAGCGGCCUACCAGUAUCUGAUGGCAUCAGAAGACAGCUCCUACAAGCAGUUCGUGGCCUGGCAUGGCAAGGUCCUGCGGAAGUACGCUGACGUACUGGAAGGUGAAUGGGACCGCAAGUUGCAAUUGCCCCGACAUGCCCUGGAGGAGGUUGGGCUCGAGUGCGCCGUCUGGCCCCACCUGUACCCCAGAACCAACAUGUGUGAAACAUACAUCCGUCAGCAAGAUAGCCGCCGCAAAGAGCGUGCAAGGGCAACGCCCCAGGCCGCACGGCAACCGCCUCGCAGCAACAGGGCACCUGCGGACAGCAGCGGCAGCAGCAACAGCAGCAGCAGCAGCAGCACGUCCAGCACUACCACAGAAGAAGCCUUGCCAGAGGGUUCCCAGUGCGAGUCGGAAGACACGGAGACCGAGCCAGAAGACAGCGAGGCCGACGUGGAAGCCGCUGCGCCCUUGGACUUUGCCCGGCAUGGCCGCAAUUCGGCCAAGAGCGCCUACUUGGCCAAGGUGCUGGGCCCAGUACUGGGCUAUGGGGCCACCUAUAGCCUUUUCCAGUUCGUUUACGACCUGUGGCUGUGGUCGACUGUGGGUGCAAAGAAGCAUUGGGUGGAUGCGCCGUUGCGGCUGGCGAUGCAGGGCUACGGCUUCUCGCCGGAGUACUGGCAGACGCGGCACGCGGCCUUGGUGGACACAGUCAUGCAGCUGGAUCAGCUGGGCCUGCCAACCCUGUUCAUCACCAUCGCCCCAUACGAGUGGAGUUUUCCAUACCACAAAUGGGUGGAGGACGAAGCGCAGAAGCUGUUGCGGGGCAAGCUGCAAUUGCCAGUUGCAGAAACCCUUCACAUCGCACAUGUGUUGGCCCAAGCCGUGCAAGGCCUUCUGACGGGAGCCAACAAGCAAGGCCGACACGGUGGUAGGAAGCCCUGGAAAAGCCACAUCUUCUCUGCGAAGGACGGCUCUGGUCGCAAGACGGUGAUCAACUUCUUCGGGCGCUUGGAGUACCAGGAUGGCAAAAGAAAGCAAUACGUCAACCAAGAGGAAGCCGCAACUCAGUUCUACCACGGCCGUGGGACGGUCUAUUUGCAUUUGUUGGUCUGGCUGAAGCACAUUGAGGCCGUUAAGCUGGAAGAAAGCAUCAGCGCCAGCGUUCCGCAAGACAACCCUGUCAUGGCGAACCUGGUGGAAGACUCCCAGAGAUCUUGGACAGGCAGCGGCUGGGAAAAGGAAAGCAAAGAGUCUUAUUUCGAUGCAGCGACCGGUAGGCUGCAUCUGCACCACUCAGACAGCGACCACUGCAAGCGGAAGCCCGACGGAACUCCCGAGGGCAUCCGGGCCUACAUCAUCGAUGUGCUGGCGGCUUUGUUUUGCCACGUAGAUGUGCAGAUGUCGGACGGCCGCAUGCUGCUUCUGCGGUAUGUGUCUGGCUAUGUGCCGAAGUUUUCCGAUAGCUUCACGACGGAUUGGCUCAGCGACCAGGGCAGCGCCUACGCCAUUGCCAAGCGAGUGCUGUCCGACUAUCACCCCUUGUUCCCAGAGAUGACCCUGCAGCUUGCUAUGCAGUGGUUCCCGCAGUGCUUCGCCGGCGGCUGCCUGCAACGCUUUCGCGUCCCUGUCCCGGGCGAAGCGGCCGAGGCUCCCAAGCGGGUGGUGCAGUACAUGCGCUCCAGCUGGCGUGCACAGGACAUGCCCUUGGUGGAAUUCCUGCGGAAGCCCGGCGUCAACGGCGGCAUCCACCCCAACCUCAAGAAGCGCUACAACCAAGCUCUGAAAGAGGCCGAGGGAGGCGAGCUCUUGGAGGAAUCUUUGGAGGCUUGGGCAAACAAUGCCGAGACCUAUGGCGAGGUGGCGCUGGCAGCACUGUACUUGUCCCGAUACAACGACCGCUACUAUGGCCAGUGGGUUCUGAUGAACGUUUCGUUCAGGAGCUUGGAGGGCUUGAUGCCCGAGGGGUUGGACAGGGUUCCGGAUCACUUAUACUACCAGACCAUGGCCUUUCUGCUUCGCAGAAACCACUGGGAGAACCCGGCAGCCGUCCGAGCGGAACUGGAGCUGCAAGCUUUCCGAGACUACCACGUCAAGAACAUCCUGGCCAUGCUGGCCGCCAACCAGGGGCUCAUCAAGAAGUACCUGGACGGCACGAUCGACAAAGCAGCUGAAAUCCCAGGAGAAUUUGCCGCGCCGGCAGCCGAUGGGGAAGGGCCGGCCUUGUCCAGGCAGCAGCAGCAGAUCUGCGAUGAGAUCUUGGACAGCGUCAGGGCUGGGCUGCGGCAGCGCCGACAAGAGGAGAACGCCUGGAAGGGCGAAGGGGGGCCAGAAGAUGUUGCUGAAGAGGGGGAAGGGCAAGAAGAAGCAAAUCCAUUUCCACCUGCAGCAGCGCUUCGGCCGGCCAUUGCUGUCCUGGGCCCCGCAGGCAGUGGCAAGACCACGGCCGUCCACAAAGCCAUCCGAGAAGCGACUCAGCACGGCUGCCGCGUCCUGCUGGCAGCGCCCACCGGGCGGCUGGCUGCCACCAUGCGGGAGAAGUUCCCGGACCUAGAGGUUGACACGGUGCAUGGGGCCUUCCUGGUUUACAAGCCUGUGCAUGAGACCCUGGAGAUCAUGUUACCCUAUGAUUUGGUUGUGGUCGAGGAGGUGGGCCAGCUGUCCCAGCGCAUCUUCGAGCGGAUCAUGGAGCAAUGGCAGGCCGCUGAAAGGCUUCCGACGCUGGUCUUCGUGGGCGACUUCUACCAGUUGCCGGGGCCGGAGAGCAGCAGCGCCCUCGACGCGGGAAUGUGGCAUAGCGUCAUGGUCAAGAAGCGGGAGCUGCACACCAUGUUGCGCUGCAAGUGCGACAAGCUGCGCAAGACUUUGGACUGCCUUCGCACCAACAAGCCGAGCAAGGCCCAGCUCCGAGAGAUCAAGGCCGGCCACAAAGCCCCGUCCUUUGGCCGGGCAGGCUACGUCAUGAACGAAGUGCCGAGCUUGGAGGAUGUGGGGCACAUCUUUGAAGAGACCCCGGACACCAUGUUCCUCACCAUCAGCCGGAAGGCCGCAGCCUAUCUGAAUGACCUGGCGGUGCAAGUGAAGUUUGGUGGAGCUGCCCCCUUGCAAGUGGUGCCCGCAGACCCCGAGAGCAACGUUGCCAACUACCAUAAAGGCAGGAUGGUCGCAGAGGUGCCAUUGCAAGUGCCCAUCUACCAGGGCGCCUACAUCAUCCUGACGAAGAACCUGAAUAAGGCCGUGGGCUUCGUGAACGGGAUGGGGGCAACCGUCCUGGGGAUGGACGGCAACAACGUGCUGGUGAAGACCGACCAGGACGGAUCUUGGCCAUCCAUCCGUGGACCUCGGAGAACCAUGUCGUGCACUACCCUCUGCGCUUGGGGUACGCCAGCACCCUCCACAAAGUCCAGGGGGCGACGCUGA
Molecule: messenger RNA, 4836 nt
Organism: Cladocopium goreaui
Lineage: Eukaryota; Dinophyceae; Suessiales; Symbiodiniaceae
Source: the annotation of a GenBank genome assembly